GGACUUCCUUCUGAAGCGCGCACGCGUGCGUACAAGUCCCGCCCCGGAACUGCAGUGGAGGCUGCAGGUGAGAGGCAGUGUCGGAAGACUCCGAGGCGGCUGGUGGGUGUCCGAGAGAGCCAGUGCGACGUCUCCACGAGCAACCAUGAAGUUGAAGGAGACAAAAUUGAAGCAAAAGCUACCACGUCGUGGCAGAUUUCCAACAAAAGGCAUUAAAGUUGUGGGAAAAUGGAAGCAGGUGCAGAUUGACCCAAAUGUGUUCGCAGAUGGACAGAUGGACGACUUAGUGUGCUUUGAGGAACUGACAGAUUACCGGUUGGUCUCUGCCAAGAAUCCCUCCAGUCUCUUCUCAGAGGACUCCAGGAAGAGAAAGGCACAAACAGUUUCAGAAGAAGAGGAAGAAGGAGAGUCUAGCUCCCCAAAGAAGCAGAUCAAAUUGAAGAAGAAUAAAAGUGUGGUGCUGAUGUGUGAAGACACCUUUACCCAGAAAGAGCUUGAGGUUGAAGAUGCUGAGCCAGACCCCCAGGGAGACAGCGCCAUCUGCCCUGGUCCAGAGGAAGGAAAGAUAGCAUCAGAAACCCUGGUACAGACUGUUCCAAAAAAGAAGAAAAACAAGGGGAAAAAAAAGUUAGAGCCUUCCCAAAGCACUGCCCCAGUGGUGCCCAAAAAAGCUAAGACAUGGAUGCCUGAAGUGCAUGACCAGAAAGCAGAUGUGUCAGCCUGGAAGGACUUGUUUGUGCCCAAGCCAGUUCUUCGAGCACUCAGCUUUCUAGGCUUCUCUGCACCCACCCCAAUUCAAGCCCUGACCUUGGUGCCUGCCAUUCGUGAUAGGCUGGACAUCCUCGGGGCUGCUGAGACAGGAAGUGGGAAAACUCUUGCCUUUGCCAUCCCGAUGAUCCAUGCAGUGUUGCAAUGGCAGAAGAGGAAGACUUCACCCACCGCAGGCCAUACUGGAGUGUCCCCUGGAGAGACUGGGCCAUCAGGUGAGGCUGGACCUGAGUCUGGGGUGUUGCCUGAUGAGGCCGGAGCUGAGGCUGUAGUGCUCCCAGCCAGAGCCAACAUCAGCGCCCCCGUCUCAGACCAGGCCCUGCUCUGCGAUGACGAUGCGGGGGAAGGGCCUUCUUCUCUGAUCAAAGAGAAGUCUGUCCCUGAACAGACUGAGGAUGAAGAAAAAAUGCUUGAUGGAGAACAGACUGGCGAGUUAAAAAAGGAGUUGGAUGGCAAAACUGCUACCUGUGGAACGCAUCCAAAGCGCCCUCUGCUUGGACUGGUUCUGACUCCCACACGAGAGCUGGCCGUCCAGGUCAAACAGCAUAUUGAUGCUGUGGCCAAGUUUACAGGAAUUAAAACUGCUAUUUUGGUUGGUGGGAUGUCCACACAGAAGCAGCAGAGGAUGUUGAAUCGCCAUCCUGAGAUUGUGAUCGCCACACCAGGACGGCUGUGGGAGCUUGUUAAAGAAAAGCACUCUCAUUUAAGCAACCUUCGGCAGCUCAGGUGCCUGGUAGUGGAUGAGGCAGACCGGAUGGUUGAGAAAGGCCAUUUUGCUGAGCUAUCACAGCUGCUAGAGAUGCUCAAUGACUCCCAGUACAACCCAAAGAGACAGACACUUGUUUUUUCUGCUACACUGACCCUGGUACAUCAAGUUCCUGCUCGACUUCUUCAUAAGAAGCAUGUUAAAAAAAUAGACAAAACUGCCAAACUUGACCUCCUCAUGCAGAAGAUUGGCAUGAGGGGCAAGCCUAAAGUCAUUGAUCUCACAAGGAAUGAGGGUACAGUGGAGACCCUGACAGAGACCAAAAUCCAUUGUGAGACGGAGGAGAAGGACUUCUACCUGUACUACUUCCUGAUGCAGUACCCAGGCCGCAGCCUAGUGUUUGCCAACAGCAUCUCCUGCAUCAAACGUCUGUCGGGACUCCUCAAAGUCCUGGAUAUCAUGCCACUGACCCUCCAUGCCUGCAUGCACCAGAAGCAGAGGCUCAGAAACCUGGAGCAGUUUGCCCGGCUGAAAGAUUGUGUUCUCUUGGCAACAGAUGUGGCAGCUCGAGGCCUGGAUAUUCCUAAAGUCCAGCAUGUCAUCCAUUACCAGGUCCCUCGUACCUCAGAGAUUUACGUCCACCGAAGUGGUCGAACUGCUCGUGCCACCAGUGAAGGCCUCAGCCUGAUGCUGAUUGGGCCUGAGGACAUAGUCAACUUUAAGAAGAUCUACAAGACUCUCAAGAAAGCUGAGGACAUCCCACUCUUUCCUGUGCAGACAAAGUACAUGGAUGUAGUCAAGGAGCGAAUCCGCCUAGCUCGACAGAUUGAGAAAGCUGAGUACCGGAACUUCCAGGCUUGUCUGCAUAACUCUUGGAUUGAGCAGGCAGCGGCUGCCCUGGAGGUUGACCUGGAUGAAGAGAUGUAUAAAGGAGGAAAAGCAGACCAGCAAGAAGAGCGUCAACGACAGAAGCAGAUGAAGGUCCUGAAGAAGGAGCUGCGCCAUCUGCUUUCCCAGCCGUUGUUCAAGGGGGACCUGAAAACCAAGUACCCCACCCAAGCUGGCAGGCCGCCACUGCUGGCGGCUGCCCCGGGGCAGGGCGAGUCUGCGCUGAGCUGCCUCUCCAGACAGAGGAAGAAGCCUCCCAGGCAGCAGCAGCAGCAGGGGCUGCCGCGGCUAAGCACAAGCGCACUGUGACCACUGCCGUCAGGCUGCAGUGGCCUGCACAGUGCUGUCAGCCCACCACCCCUCGGUAUGGAAAUCUGCUCUUCCACUCUGGAGCAGGAGAGGCCUGUGCAGACCUGCGUUGUGAAGGAGCGUUGUGUGCAGCAGUGCCACCUCCUGCAUUCCAGUGCUCACAGGCUCCUCGUGUAUUCAGCUUGUUUUCUUGAAUUAAAAACCCUGGUCAGA
This is a messenger RNA of Cavia porcellus (domestic guinea pig), 2884 nucleotides long. RefSeq names its product DEAD-box helicase 24 (gene Ddx24). Lineage: Eukaryota; Metazoa; Chordata; Mammalia; Rodentia; Caviidae. Gene Ontology annotation, cellular component: nucleolus. The transcript is spliced from 9 exons. Gene Ontology annotation, molecular function: nucleic acid binding; ATP binding; RNA helicase activity. Bases 146 to 2671 code for a protein of 841 amino acids. The record is from RefSeq and is a predicted model, not a curated record.